Molecule: messenger RNA, 1125 nt
Organism: Aspergillus clavatus NRRL 1
Lineage: Eukaryota; Fungi; Ascomycota; Eurotiomycetes; Eurotiales; Aspergillaceae
Product: uridine-cytidine N-ribohydrolase
Exons: 5
Coding region: 1-1125 (374 amino acids)
Biological process (GO): purine nucleoside catabolic process
Cellular component (GO): cytosol
Molecular function (GO): purine nucleosidase activity
Source: RefSeq, a predicted model, not a curated record
AUGGCUCCUUCUCCCGAGACUCCAAUCCCACUAUGGCUGGAUUGCGAUCCAGGCCACGAUGAUGCAUUUGCUAUUCUCAUAGCUGCUCAUCAUCCAUCCUUGAAUCUCCUGGGAUUAACGACUAUCCACGGAAACUCCUCCCUCGAAAACACAACGACCAACGCAUUGAGGGUUCUCGAGGCUAUUGGCAAACCAGAAAUUCCCGUCUAUCCCGGUAGCAGGAACCCAUUCUGCCGACCUGCUGUUCAUGCACCUGAUAUCCACGGUGACUCGGGACUCGACGGAACAGACCUGUUGCCCAAUGCGACAACACCACCCGUGACAGAUGUCAAUCCGAUCCUCGCAAUGCGUGACGCUUUGCUCGCACAGCCAAAGGGAACACCUUGGGUCAUCGCAACUGGCACCUUGACCAACAUUGCCUUGCUCUUUGCCACGUUUCCUGAAGUCGCAGAGCACAUUCAAGGUCUUAGUAUAAUGGGUGGUGGUAUUGGUGAAGGGUUUACAGGUGCCCCAAUGAGCAGACUUCCAGGAGAACAUGCGAGAAUCGGGAAUGUGACACCUUGGGCAGAAUUCAACAUCUACUGUGACCCUGAAUCUUCCAAAUCGAUCUUCAGCAACCCUGUUCUUGCGCCAAAGACGACAAUGAUAUCUCUGGACUUGACCCACCAAGUCCUCGCUUCCCGCAAAGUGCAGGAUCGGAUCCUGGAAUCAAAGAACCCCGCUGACCCGCCAUCCAUCCUCAGAAGAAUGAUGCACGACCUUCUCAUCUUUUUCGCGCAAACUUACGACUCCGUCUUUGGCCUAGCAACCGGCCCUCCUCUCCACGAUCCACUCGCCGUGGCCGUGGCAGUCUCGAACCUCAACCCGGUUUUCGCCAAACGGCAUCCCGAGCAAGCCCUGGCCUUCAAUGACAAGAAUGGCGAGAGGUUUGCUGUGAAUGUCGUCACUGAUGGCAUUCAUAGCACGAAUGUACUUGAGACAGGCCAGCUGGGACGGACUCUGGCGACUCCUCUGGCUAGUCAUGGAGUAGCCAUUCCGCGAGGGGUCGAUCUCGAGGCUUUCUGGGAGAUGAUCUCGGACUGUCUGGAGCGCGCCGAUGAGUGCAACCUGGCACGGAAACUGUGA